Messenger RNA from Aspergillus luchuensis, 1128 nucleotides. It is a transcript of the gene aspA, whose product is annotated as putative septin AspA. The record is from RefSeq and is a predicted model, not a curated record. Lineage: Eukaryota; Fungi; Ascomycota; Eurotiomycetes; Eurotiales; Aspergillaceae. Gene Ontology annotation, biological process: cytoskeleton-dependent cytokinesis. The transcript is spliced from 6 exons. Gene Ontology annotation, cellular component: septin complex; microtubule cytoskeleton; cell division site. Bases 1 to 1128 code for a protein of 375 amino acids. Gene Ontology annotation, molecular function: GTPase activity; GTP binding; molecular adaptor activity.
AUGUCGUUCAACGCGCUCCGUCGCAAGAAGAAUGUCAAGAAGGGUAUCCAGUUCUGUCUGAUGGUCUGUGGUGCCAGCGGAACCGGACGUACCACCUUCGUCAACACUCUUUGUGGAAAGAAGGUCCUAGAAGGCAAGGACUGCGACGACCCGGCCAACGCUCAUAUUGAGGAGGGUGUCCGCAUCAAGCCAGUCACAGUUGAGUUGGAAUUGGACGACGAAGGCACCCGCAUCUCCCUCACCAUCGUUGAUACCCCCGGUUUCGGAGACCAGAUUGACAACGAAGCAAGCUUCGGCGAAAUCGUUGGAUACCUUGAGCGCCAAUACGAUGACAUUCUUGCGGAGGAAUCACGAAUCAAGCGUAACCCCCGCUUCAGGGACAACCGUGUUCACGUCCUGCUCUACUUCAUCACACCGACCGGCCAUGGACUGCGUGAGCUGGACAUCGAAUUGAUGAAGCGCCUUUCCCCCCGUGUCAACGUCAUCCCCGUCAUCGGCAAGGCCGACUCUCUCACCCCUGCCGAAUUGGCCGAAUCCAAGAAGCUUAUCAUGGAGGAUAUCGAGCACUACCGCAUUCCCGUGUACAACUUCCCUUACGAUAUCGAGGAGGACGACGAGGACACCGUAGAGGAGAAUGCUGAGCUUCGUGGUCUGAUGCCGUUUGCCAUUGUUGGCUCUGAGGACUUCGUUGAGAUUGACGGCAAGAAGGUGCGGGCCAGGCAAUAUCCUUGGGGUGUCGUGGACGUUGAGAACCCCCGUCACUCGGACUUCUUGGCCAUCCGCAGCGCUCUUCUUCACAGCCAUCUCGCAGACCUUAAGGAAAUUACCCACGAUUUCCUCUACGAAAACUACCGUACUGAGAAGCUCAGCAAGAGUGUGGAUGGUGCUACGCCUACACAAGACUCUUCGAUGAACCCAGAAGAUCUAGCAUCCCAGUCCGUUAGACUGAAGGAGGAGCAGCUUCGUCGCGAGGAGGAGAAGCUCCGCGAGAUCGAACUCAAGGUGCAGCGCGAGAUCGCUGAGAAGCGCCAGGAACUGUUGGCUCGUGAGAGUCAGCUGAGGGAGAUCGAGGCUCGCAUGGCGCGUGAAGCAAGCCAGAGUCAGAUUGAUAGCAUCAGCGAUGCUUGA